AUGAAUAGGCACCAGUUACGGAGGCAGGUAGUAGAUAGACAGCCAGUAUUUUUGCCGUAUGUAAAGGGAGUGACGGAUAAGGUCUCAAAUAUCUUAAAAAAGUAUUCAAUUAAAACUAUCUUCACUCCUUUGAAAAGGGUAUCACAAUGUCUACGAUCGCCCAAAGAUAGUUUUCCGUUGGAAAAACCUGGUGUUUACAAAAUCGACUGCAGUUGUGGUAGUUCAUAUAUCGGCCAAACAAAGCGCACAAUAGCAUGCCGUAUAAAGGAGCACAUAAAAGCGGUCAAAAACAACGAUACGCAAAAAUCGGCCAUCGCUGAACACUUGAUACAUUCGGGCACAAAUCACUGGAUCGAGUUGCAUAAUCCUCAGAUUAUCUCGACAGAACGCCACUACAUACCGAGAAUGGUCAGGGAAGCGAUUGAAAUUACCAAACACAAAAAUUUCAAUCGUGAGGAUGGGUUUAAACUGUCGAGUGUCUGGAGUCCAGUGGUUCGUUUGUGUCGGGACAACGGAAAACGUAAAAGUGCCGUUUCACGAAUGGAUACAGUGAGUGUCGUGUGUCGAGAACAGGUUCGAGUGAGUGGUGGGUUUGCAGACAAUGGUACCGGUAUCGAGCUGAAGUGCCGUGACGCGAACGUAAUACCAGUAUGUGUAAGGAUAAGACCCCGCAGUGACAUUUACGGUUCCGCAAACGUUCUACGAAGUGCGAGUGUUAAACUAUUACGAAAAGUGAUACGUAAUUGUAGGUACCAACUUGAUGAAGUUCAGAGUGAGUUGUAUCGAUUACAUCUCGAGUGCAGUGCGACUCUUUCGACCAGUGAAUUUGACAUUUGCGAUCGUGUCACCUUCUUGCAAGUUCAACGUAUAAGAGAACUACGUGCGUUGAAACAACAUCGUAAAUUCGAGUUACUUAUACAAAAACAAAAGUUGGUUAGACCCUACUGUGAGAACUCACACCAAACUCGAACGGUGGUAAAUAUGUCAAAUGUCGAAUUGUCCGACGCUGCACUGUCAGUUCUCGAAAGAGGGAUGAAUUUUGCCAUCACACCCAGACACAUUCCCUACGAGAAUGUAAUCGGAUCGGUCGAGGAAGGUAUCAGACGUAACAAAAUACCAUCAAUAGAUGCGGACAUUAUGAGACAAGAUAUCGCCGUGACAUUACGUCAUGCGAAACCACCAAGGCCGAACGUUACUGUUUCAGAAUUGGCUGCUCUAAAGGAACUACGGAGAGAUCAAAAUAUAAUAGUGUUAAAGGCGGACAAAGGGAAUGCAACCGUGGUAUUGAACACCACUGAUUAUGAUAAUAAGAUCUCAAAUCUACUCAGUGAUGAUAAUACAUACAAAAAGGUAAAUUACGACCCAACAGCGAGAACAAAUCGGAGCACACGCAAACUAAUAAAGGAAUGUUCUCACGUACUAGACGACGAUACUGUCAAAUAUUUGCUACGCCCUAGGAACGUCCAGCCGCCUAAACUAUACGGCCUGCCGAAGAUACAUAAGCAUAACGUGCCAUUACGGCCCAUUGUGAGUCAAAUAGGCUCACCAACAUACGAAUUGGCGAAGCACGUGUCAAAUGUACUACAGCCGUUAGUAGGACAAACGUCGUCAUACAUUAGGGACUCCCGCCAUCUAGUGGACAUUUUGUCACAUAAUAAGGUUGAGGAGAAUGAGUUAAUGGUCAGUUUCGAUGUAGAAUCGCUCUUCACCAAUGUACCAGUGACGGAGUGUCUUGAAAUGAUUAAGGUCAAGUUACGAAACAACGAUAUCCCGAUGGAAUAUGCCACUUUAUUGCAUCACUGUUUGUCGAAGAACUACUUCAUAUACAGAGGUCAGUACUACCUUCAGGUAGAUGGGGUGGCUAUGGGCAGUCCAGUAGCUCCAGUGGUAGCCAACCUUUGGAUGGAACAUGUGGAAGAACAAGCCCUGGCGACUGCACCUGCCGAAACCAAACUAUGGAAGAGGUACGUUGAUGAUGUUUUUUUGCAUAGUGAAGGGAAACAAACGAGACGUUGA
Messenger RNA from Melitaea cinxia (Glanville fritillary), 2016 nucleotides. RefSeq lists its product as uncharacterized. Bases 1 to 2016 code for a protein of 671 amino acids. The transcript is spliced from 2 exons. Lineage: Eukaryota; Metazoa; Arthropoda; Insecta; Lepidoptera; Nymphalidae. The record is from RefSeq and is a predicted model, not a curated record.